This is a messenger RNA of Ctenocephalides felis (cat flea), 1134 nucleotides long. RefSeq names its product palmitoyltransferase ZDHHC3 (gene Dnz1). Gene Ontology annotation, cellular component: endoplasmic reticulum; Golgi apparatus. The coding region runs from base 159 to 959 and encodes 266 amino acids. The transcript is spliced from 4 exons. The record is from RefSeq and is a predicted model, not a curated record. Gene Ontology annotation, biological process: protein targeting to membrane; peptidyl-L-cysteine S-palmitoylation. Gene Ontology annotation, molecular function: protein-cysteine S-palmitoyltransferase activity. Lineage: Eukaryota; Metazoa; Arthropoda; Insecta; Siphonaptera; Pulicidae.
UUGGAUCAUGAAUCACAUAAGAAAAAUCAUGGGAUAUAAGUUUGGACAUAUAUAUUUGAUUUUUGCUUAUAUCUAAAACUAGGUCAAUCUAAAAAAAAUAUUCUUUGUAAAAUCUAAACAAUAAAAUUUAUGUUUGUUUAAAAUAAUAUUGAAUAAAUAUGGUUGUGAAUGAUCCAUGUGGUAUAGUUUGCAUUAUAGUGACUUAUUUAGCUAUCUUUUAUGCUGAUUAUGUGGUAACGCGUUGGAUAGUUUUACAAUCUAUGCCAAACAGUUUAUGGGGACCAAUACAUGUAGUAGGAUUUAAUACUGUGAUAUUUCUCCUUGGUAUGGCACACUGGAAAGCAGUUCUUUUAGAUCCUGGAACAGUCCCGCUAACUCAAAAUCGAGUUGAUUUUUCUGACAUGCAAUCUGGUGCUCACAACAAAUCAUCUGAUGAUUGGACAGUUUGUAUGAGGUGUGAAACUUAUAGGCCACCAAGAGCACAUCAUUGUAGAAUAUGUAAAAGAUGCAUAAGGCGUAUGGAUCAUCAUUGCCCUUGGAUCAAUAAUUGUGUUGGUGAACGAAAUCAAAAAUAUUUUAUGCAGUUUUUAGUUUACGUAGGAUUAUUAUCUGUAUAUUCAAUAAUUCUAAUAAUAGGAUCUUGGUUAAAUGAGUGUACCGAAUGUUCUUCUGAAAUAACAUUUAAGCAGGCUAGAAUGAUGCACAGCAUACUUCUCUUGUUGGAAUCUGUUUUAUUUGGACUCUUUGUUUGUGCAAUUCUUGUGGAUCAACUGCAAGCUAUAUUCACUGAUGAAACUGCUAUUGAUGCUAAACAGCAAACAGGUGUUUGGAGAUCUCAUAAGCCGAAAUUAACUUUAUUAAGAGAUGUUUGUGGUCGUGGACAUCCAAUACUGUGGCUUCUUCCAUGCCAAAGUAUUCAUCGGAAGCAAGGGGAACCUCUAUUAACCCAUGAUGUUUGAAUUUUUUUUUUUUUUUUUUUUGAUUUGGUUUAUAUAUUACUUUUUGAGGUUAAUUCUUACAUCAAUCACAGUAAAAUAUUAAGUAUCAGUACUUUUUUAUUCUAAGGACUAUAUAAUUCUAUUCAUUAUAACUUGGUACAUUUUAAUUCAUAUACCCAAAUUUCGAAAGAUUACA